Molecule: messenger RNA, 2252 nt
Organism: Gavia stellata (red-throated loon)
Lineage: Eukaryota; Metazoa; Chordata; Aves; Gaviiformes; Gaviidae
Gene: PDPK1
Product: 3-phosphoinositide dependent protein kinase 1
Exons: 14
Coding region: 47-1717 (556 amino acids)
Biological process (GO): intracellular signal transduction; peptidyl-serine phosphorylation
Molecular function (GO): protein serine/threonine kinase activity; ATP binding
Source: RefSeq, a predicted model, not a curated record
CUUAAAGGGCGAUCGGAGCGCGGGCCGUGCCGGCCGGGUGGGGCCCAUGGCCAGCACCAGCAGCCACCUGUAUGAUGCUGUUCCAAUCCAGUCUAGCGUCGUGUUAUGCUCCUGUUCAUCCCCAUCAAUGGUGAGGAACCAAGCAGAUUCCAGCACUCCAUCUGUCAUUUCCACCUGUGGCAGCAGACAGGGAUCUAACAUGGAGGGCACUGCAGCUGAAUCAAGAGCUAGUUCAAACUCCUUGCAGCAACAUACAGGACAGCAGCCUCCACAGCCUCGAAAGAAACGACCUGAUGACUUCAAAUUUGGAAAAAUUCUGGGUGAAGGAUCUUUUUCAACGGUUGUCUUGGCUCGAGAAUUGGCAAGUUCUAGAGAAUAUGCCAUUAAAAUUCUAGAAAAACGUCAUAUCAUAAAAGAAAACAAGGUGCCAUAUGUGACACGAGAGAGAGAUGUAAUGUCCCGCCUGGAUCACCCUUUUUUUGUGAAACUCUACUUCACCUUUCAGGAUGAUGAAAAGCUAUAUUUUGGGCUUAGCUAUGCCAAAAAUGGAGAGCUGCUAAAGUAUAUACGCAAAAUUGGCUCAUUUGAUGAGACCUGUACCAGGUUUUAUACUGCUGAAAUUGUAUCAGCCCUGGAGUAUUUGCAUGGGAAAGGAAUAAUUCACAGGGACCUUAAGCCAGAGAACAUCUUGCUAAAUGAAGAUAUGCACAUUCAAAUAACAGACUUUGGAACAGCAAAAGUAUUAUCUGCAGAUAGCAGACAAGCACGAGCAAACUCAUUUGUAGGGACAGCACAGUAUGUUUCUCCAGAACUGCUGACAGAGAAAUCUGCCUGUAAAAGCUCUGACCUCUGGGCUCUGGGAUGUAUAAUAUAUCAGCUUGUAGCUGGAUUGCCUCCAUUUAGAGCUGGAAAUGAAUAUCUUAUAUUCCAGAAGAUAAUAAAGUUGGAAUAUGACUUUCCAGAAAAAUUUUUUCCCAAGGCAAAAGACCUUGUUGAAAAGCUAUUGGUUCUAGAUGCUACCAACAGAUUAGGUUGUGAAGAAAUGGGAGGAUAUGCACCUCUUAAGGCCCACCCCUUCUUCGAAUCCAUUGUGUGGGAGAACCUACAUCUUCAGACACCCCCAAAACUUACAGCAUAUUUACCUGCUAUGUCAGAGGAUGAUGAAGACUGUUAUGGAAAUUAUGACAAUCUCCUGAGUCAGUUUGGUUGCAUGCAAGUUUCUGGUUCUGCCUCUUCCCAUUCACUGUCUGCCCCAGAGACAAGUACACCACAGACAUCAGGAGGAAAUAUUGAACAGUAUAUUCAUGAUCUUGACAACAAUUCCUUUGAGCUAGACUUACAGUUUUCUGAAGAUGAAAAGAGGUUACUUCUGGCAAAACAAGCUGGUGGAAAUCCUUGGCAUCAGUUUGUAGAAAAUAACUUAAUCCUAAAAAUGGGUCCAGUGGACAAAAGAAAGGGAUUGUUUGCACGUCGGCGCCAAUUGCUGCUCACAGAAGGGCCCCACCUGUAUUAUGUGGAUCCUGUCAACAAAGUUCUAAAAGGAGAAAUUCCAUGGUCUUUAGAGUUGCGGCCAGAAGCCAAGAAUUUUAAGACUUUUUUUGUUCACACACCAAACAGGACAUAUUACCUGAUGGACCCGAGUGGGAAUGCUCAUAAAUGGUGCAAAAAGAUACAUGAAGUUUGGCGGCACAGAUACCACCAGAAUGCUGCUAAAUAGUAAAGCUCAUCCAAAAUUUCCCAGUUUCCCUACUUGCUGCUAGAACUCCGUGUGCAGCCGAUCAGAGGAAUCUUUUUCAACCCACCUAUUACCAUCUCAAGGGGAAGCAUAUGUAUGAAAUGUUCUGGUUUUUUUUUUUAAAGAAAGAAAAAAAGAAAAGCAAAAACCUAAUGGAAUUCAGGGUCGCUUUGCUCGCUCUUUGUGCUUCUGUUGAGGCUUCCACUUGCAUAUCAUUGCAGUGAAGAUCUUGCUUUUGUGCACUUCAGCUCAAUUUCUGCUGCAGACUAGUGGAUAGACCUUGCAUUACCAGCUUCACUUAAGAUGAGUUAAAACCAAUCCACACGCACACAUGCCAAAUCAUGUACCAGCCUUGCAUUUUAUGGGGCUGGAGUUUUCUGUGACUUUCAGAUUAUCAUUAAACUGUAUUUCAUCAGGGAGCUUUUAUAUGCCUCUCCUAAGCACCACCUCUUUGUUUUCUCUUCCUUUCCUCACAGUCCCCCAGCUUUUUGGUAUAUGGCAUUUGUAGCCAGGUGAG